GACCAUCACAUGUCUCUGUGUCUCUUUGUGUCCCUCUCGUUCAUUCAUUGGUUGAAUCAUGUUCAGUUUUCUGUCGGUGUGUCUGAGCGGAGCCCCCCUGAUCCUCCUGCUGACUGCUGGGUCUGAGGGUCAGUACGACGACUUCACCCCGGCUCCGGACUACGACUCGGACUACAACGCCACCUUCGAGUACAGCUUCUACAGUAACGCCAGCAGCGAGGACCUGGACAGGUUCAGCGAGCGAUUCAUCGACCAGGCAGAAGGUGAAGAGGAGGACGCCGGAGGACGGCAGGAGGAAGAGGACGUGACUGUUACCAUGGCAACCACCCCGGGAACCACAGAGUGGAGCAAGGUCAACGUUCAUAGCGCCGCAUCACUUCCUGUUUCUCUGGAAAUCAGGACGCUACUCUGGACUCUGAUGAUCCUGAUCAGUCUGAACACACAGCAGCUACAACAAACACUAUGAGACCAACACACACUCAGCAGCUGAUGCUGGAUCGGUUCGAUCCUGCAGAAACCGGCGCGGGUCACCUGAUCAGCGGUGGGAGGGCUCCCAUCACCUCUGCAGAGUGUGACAGGAGCCGCAGCUUCCCUCAGCGUGGGCUUACAGGUGGAGCUCAGCCAAUCACAAAGCUUUCUCAGCACCACAGACACCAGUCCAUUUAAACUUUAUCACGAUUUUCACGGCUUUUCUUUGACUGUGUGACAGACCAGACUGAACCUCUUCUAGAUGCUCACAUUUUACAUCCGGUGGGUCGACUGCAGCAGUAUGGAAGUCCGUUCAUGCCAAAACUGUUGAAAAGUUCACCAGCAGCCCGACUGUUAACCCUUAAAGUUUGUGCUCAGGUUAUAGAUCGUCGAUUUGAUCGAUCCUGACCUGCAGGAGGUCGAUUAGAAACUGAGGCGACUCACUCGUGUUAAUCCACCGAUCAAUAACAUCCUGGCUUCAUCAGCAAACGUCCGGACGAUCCAGUCCAGUAAAAUAUUGAAUCCGAAACACCAACACAAUCCCCGGAAAGAUGUUUUAUCUUUUCAAAUCAGCUGGCAGAUCUUCUCCUUCUUCCUCCAGUCGUAACCGCUCGUGCAGAUGACUGACGCUUCCAACAGCCAAUGAUACUCAUCGGUGUGGUCAUUAAUGAACUUCCAUACAUGCUCCAGUUUAUUUUUACUCUUUCAUGUUAAUAAUAUGAAUAUUAAUGAACGAUGAUGAAAAAUGUUUCAGUCUGUGUAGCAGCAUCAAACUCCAUCACUGCUCCUCUGUGAGUCAAACAGCAGCACUUCUCAGCCUCCGUCAUCUGUUGUGGAUUGUUCUGCUCGUGUAUUAUUUUAAUAUUCUAAAAGCGGGAGGAGGAAGAACCCAUCAAAUUAAAAGCCUGAGCGACGCGUCUGCAGCAGUUUGUGUCAGAAACUUUCUGUCUGAUGGAUGUUUGUGGACGAAGAGUCGAGAAAAAGUUCUGAAAUAUUAAAGUAAUCAACAGAAAAAGAUUCUGAACAGUUUUUAGUCAAAUUCAGGAACAUUUGAGGACUUUCAGAACAAUCUAGAACAGA
Molecule: messenger RNA, 1548 nt
Organism: Chelmon rostratus (copperband butterflyfish)
Lineage: Eukaryota; Metazoa; Chordata; Actinopteri; Chaetodontiformes; Chaetodontidae
Exons: 5
Coding region: 59-466 (135 amino acids)
Source: RefSeq, a predicted model, not a curated record